Rhizophagus irregularis DAOM 181602=DAOM 197198 is the source of this 474-nucleotide messenger RNA. The record is from RefSeq and is a predicted model, not a curated record. NCBI's taxonomy places the organism in Eukaryota, Fungi, Glomeromycota, Glomeromycetes, Glomerales, Glomeraceae.
AUGGAAACAAACCGAAAUGAUAUUAAAUGUUUCUUUCCUUUACUUUUUGUAGGAACGCCGGAACGAAUUCACGAACCGGACUUUGGGUGGAAGAUCACCUUAACAUCCACUUCUGCCAAAUUGGAACUAAAAUGGUUAAGAAGUUCAAAAAGAAAGUGCUUGGCAAAGGUUAAAGGAAUGAAAGGAAAAGGGGAAGGUGAAAAAUGUAAAGGAAAAGAGAAAACGAAAGAGAAGACGAAAGGGAAGGGUAAGAACGAAAGGGAAAGGGAAAAUGAAAGGAAAUAUUUCGAAGGUUCAGCGGCUAUUGGACAGACCGGAAUUCAAUAUUUUGAAGGUUCAGCAGCUCAUUGGACGUAUGGAAUUCAACAUUUCGAAGGUUCAGCGGCUUAUUGGACAUGCAUAUGGAAUUCAACAUUUCGAAGGUUUUCUAUUUUGGCACUGGUGCAGAUUAUCCAUAGAUUAUCGGAUAUCUGA